Molecule: messenger RNA, 999 nt
Organism: Phlebotomus papatasi
Lineage: Eukaryota; Metazoa; Arthropoda; Insecta; Diptera; Psychodidae
Product: NADH-cytochrome b5 reductase-like
Exons: 1
Coding region: 19-987 (322 amino acids)
Molecular function (GO): oxidoreductase activity
Source: RefSeq, a predicted model, not a curated record
UUUCUUAGUUUUAAAAGAAUGGAUAGUGAGGAGGAGGAGUGUUGUGGUUCAGGUUGUAACAAUUGUGUGUUAGAUAGCAAAAUUAAGAAGAAUCAAUCAGAAUUACCGGAGAAUUACACUAAUAUUUUCAAUGGGAAUUACGUGAAUUUCUCAGUGGAAAGCAUCAAAAAAGUAGCAACAAGUGUUUAUUUAAUCAAUUUCCGGUGGCAGUCAGAAGGAUUGACUGAAAAUCUGAUACUAAAAAUCCCUCCAGGAUGGUACCUUCAACUCAGAAUCAAGGCUGGUUCCAUACGGAAAGAUAAGAAUGUCAUUUUCAAAGACUUCAACACAUUCGAAGAUCCUGAAGAAUUUCUAGCGAAAUUAGAGGGUCAGGCUAAACAUGAUAAAGAUACUUCCAAGGAAUACCUGAGCCGGCCUUAUACACCAAUUAAUACUGAUGCCAGGAAUCUCUCCUUUGAUAUCCUUUUCAAACUCGAAAACUUCGGAAAGAUGUCUCAAUUGAUAGCUAAAUUAAAAAUUGGGGAUGAAAUUGAGUUCAAAGGACCCUACGGAGAAUUAGUUUACCAUCGGAAUACCUUUAGGAACUUGUACCUAUUUAGUCAUGGAGUUGCAGUUGCACCCUUAUACAGCCUUAUAUCCUCAAUUGUAAGUGACGAGAGCGAUGAAACCUUCAUUCACCUUAUUGCAUGUUACCAAAAUAUCAAUGAAAUACUCCUUCGGGAUGAAGUACAGAAUUUGCGGCAAUUUUGGAAUUUCAAUGCGUCAAUAUAUCUGGCACACGAAACAACUGACAUUGAGGGUCAGGUUAAAUUUCGUGAGAAUAUUUACAGGAAGAGGCUACAGCAUGAUAACAUCGAUAAAAUAAUUCAAUUUAGAGAUAAAACAUCAUAUUUUCUUAUUUGUGGUACAGAAAAAUUCACAGGAGAAAUUUGCACGACUUUAACACACUUAGGCAUAGAUCAAGAUAAUAUUUUUGUAUUUAGGUAAAUAAAUUUUGUA